AUGAGUGAACAGCAGCAGCAGCAGCAGCAGCAGCAGCAGCAGCAGCAGCAGCAGCAGCAGCAGCAGCAGCAGCAGCAGCAGCAGCAGCAGCAGCAGCAGCAGCAGCAGCAGCAGCAGCAGCAGCAGCAGCAGCAGCGUGGGGAGGGUGAACAUGCGUUCGCGUCCCCCUGCCCCACACUCCCCCUGCCCCACACUCCCCCUGCCCCACACUCCCCCUGCCCCACACUCCCCCUGCCCCACACUCCCCCUGCCCCACACUUCCCCUGCCCCACACUUCCCCUGCCCCACACUCCCCCUGCCCCACACCCCCCCUGCCCCACACUCCCCCUGCCCCACACUCCCCCUGCCCCACACUCCCCCUGCCCCACACUCCCCCUGCCCCACACUCCCCCUGCCCCACACUCCCCCUGCCCCACACUCCCCCUGCCCCACACUCCCCCUGCCCCACACUCCCCCUGCCCCACACUCCCCCUGCCCCACACUCCCCCUGCCCCACACUCCCCCUGCCCCACACUCCCCCUGCCCCACACUCCCCCUGCCCCACACUCCCCCUGCCCCACACUCCCCCUGCCCCACACUCCCCCUGCCCCACACUCCCCCUGCCCCACACUCCCCCUGCCCCACACUCCCCCUGCCCCACACUCCCCCUGCCCCACACUCCCCCUGCCCCACACUCCCCCUGUCCCACACUCCCCCUGCCCCACACUCCCCCUGCCCCACACUCCCUCUGCCCCACACUCCCCCUGCCCCACUCUCCCCCUGCCCCACACUCCCCCUGCCCCACACUCCCCCUGCCCCACACCCCCCCUGCCCCACACUCCCCCUGCCCCACACCCCCCCUGCCCCACACUCCGCCUGCCCCACACUCCGACUGCUCCAUAUUUCUCUCUCUCACGCCCCGCUGUUUCUCGCAUGGUGGAUGUGUGUCGGUGCUAUGCUGUGCCCGCGUAUACGCCUACUUACUCCCUGCUCUCUACCACGCGCCACACUUGCAAGCCGAGUUGGAGCGCCUGCCUGGUCCCCAACCCCAAUCGCCUGGCGCUGAUGCACGUGGCUCAACUCAACAGCACAAGCCUUCUCUUCCUGCCAUAUUCCCUCUGCGCCCCCGACAUUCAACAGGCUGACCUGGAGCUUUUGUUCCCCGACCGCCUGCCGUUGAUGCACGUGGGGCGCUACCUGCUGCACCCCGCCAACUACCUCUGGGAGGAAAUCACCCGCGCCUUCCGAGCCUACCUCGCCCCGCACCAACACAGGGUUGGGAUCCAGAAGUACGUUCCAGCUGAGAUUGUGCUUCUGUCACUGGUGAAUGGGACUAUAGCGGUGGCUGGUAGAUGUGAUUCUAAAGCCUCCACCUCUCACCCUCUUCCGCUCCUAUCACCUCAGAUUCGUGAGUUCCAGAAGUACGUACCAGCUGAUGACGUGCUGCAGCGGAUUCGUGAGUUUCAGAAGUACGUGCCAGCUGAUGAUGUGCUGCAGAGAGUGGUGGAUUGCAUGGUGAACGUGACUAAAGUGGUGGGCCCCAUAUUGUCACACGAGGACUGGGAGAAGCUGACGAAGCAGGCACCUCCCAGCAACGCCUCCCUCCUGAGCCAAGUACUGGGAGAGCAGGAGCUGGUUCAGGGGCAAGGGCAGCCGCAAGGGGAGAAGGACGAGAAGGAAAACGGGGAGCAUGUGAAAUCAGAGGAUGGCGACAAGAAGGAAGGCGAGAAGGGAGGCGAGAAUAAAGUUCAAGAGGGGAUGCAGAUGUUGGGAAGCGGGGAUGGGGGUGGUGGAGGGGCGGAGGUGGAGAGAUUAGGUGGUGGGGAGGGGAGGAGGAAGGGGGGGAGUGUGGGGGUGUUUGUGGCGUCGCUGCGGGCAGCGUAUGGGGAGAUGCUGAGGGAGAUGAGCACAGAGGGGCGGCCAGAGGGCGGGCAGGAGAUUGCUGUUAGCAUGCUGAGCCACGAUGGAUCACAGCAGCUGAGGGUAAAGAAUCAGGCAGCGAGAGCGUUAGGGGGAGGCGGCGACGCGACGUCGCGGCAGAGGGAGGGGCAGGCGACGACGGGGCGUCGCGGCGGAGGGAUGCGCGGGCGACGCCGAAGUAGGCGCGGCGGCGAGAGGGGGGGGGAGACGGCGACGGGGGGUCGCGGCAGGGGGAGGAGGAGGCGGCGACGAGGCGUCGCGGCGGGAUGCGCAGGCGGCGCCGGAGAAGGCGCGGCGGCGGAAAAAAGGGGGGGAGGGGGGCGGCGACGGUGUGUCGCGGCGACGGGAGGCGGUGAUGCACUCGCGGCGGUGGGAUCCGUAGGCGAGGAGGGCGCAAUCACGGCGGAGGGAGGGAAGGGCGGCGACGGUGUAGGUCGUGCCAAGGAGAUGCUAGUGCCAACCUUCUUGUCACCCUACGGCCUCACAUGCGCACUCAUCCUCAACACGUACGGGCUCACAGAUGCCGAAUUCUUCAGCCAAAACAAGGGGUCUGAGUGCCGAGCGCCCAUCCCUGUAAACACAAUAGUCAACGUCACCAGCCGGGCGUUCUCGCCAUGCACUGCCAUUUACUCUGCUAACUAUGGUGACACGUGUGAUUCACUCAACGCCCUCUUCUCCACGCAGAUACAGCCGCUCAACCCCGCCCUCACCUGCUCCGAUGGGCCCAGACCUGGCCAGUGGAUGCAACCCAUAGCGUAUUGGGGACUUUGCUCCUUUGUGUAG
This is a messenger RNA of Closterium sp. Naga37s-1, 2682 nucleotides long. Lineage: Eukaryota; Viridiplantae; Streptophyta; Zygnematophyceae; Desmidiales; Closteriaceae. The record is from the annotation of a GenBank genome assembly.